CAGGCAGUUCAUCAUGGGUGGCUUUUUCUCAAGCAUAUUUUCCAGUCUUUUUGGAACCCGAGAAAUGAAGAUUUUAAUUUUGGGAUUAGAUGGAGCAGGAAAAACUACAAUUUUGUACAGAUUACAGGUUGGAGAAGUCUUUACUACUAUUCCUACUGUUGGAUUUAAUGUUGAGACGGUAACAUACAAGAACCUAAAAUUCCAAGUCUGGGAUUUAGGAGGACAGACAAGUAUCAGGCCAUACUGGAGAUGUUAUUAUUCAAACACAGAUUCAGUCAUUUAUGUAGUAGACAGUUGUGAUCGAGAGCAAAUUGGCAUUUCCAAAUCAGACUUAGUUGCCAUGUUGGAGGAAGAAGAGCUGAGAAAAGCCAUUUUAGUGGUGUUUGCAAAUAAGCAGGACAUGGAACACGCCAUGACUCCCUCGGCAAUGGCAAAUUCACUUGAGUUACCUGCCUUGAAGGACUGAAAAUGGCAAAUAUUCAAAACUUCAGCAACCAAAGGCACUGGCCUUGAUGAGGCAAUGGAAUGGUUAGUUGAAACAUUAAAGAGCAG
This is a messenger RNA of Physeter macrocephalus (sperm whale), 552 nucleotides long. RefSeq names its product ADP-ribosylation factor-like protein 1. Gene Ontology annotation, molecular function: GTPase activity; GTP binding. The coding region runs from base 14 to 466 and encodes 150 amino acids. The record is from RefSeq and is a predicted model, not a curated record. The transcript has a single exon. Gene Ontology annotation, cellular component: Golgi apparatus; cytoplasm. Gene Ontology annotation, biological process: intracellular protein transport; vesicle-mediated transport. Lineage: Eukaryota; Metazoa; Chordata; Mammalia; Artiodactyla; Physeteridae.